CAAAAGUUGCUGCCGCAGAAAGCAGCACGAAAAGCAUCGGGGGACCCCUCCAAAAUAAUCAAAAUACCGGUGGUGUAUCACUUCGCCAAAAUGAUGUUUUCUUGAAUUCCCUCUCUGUUGAAUACCUGCGGACAUGGUGAGGAGAGUGUAUCCCAUGUUGCAGUAGUGGAAGUGUGACAUGCUGGCCUGUCUGCCAGCAUCAGGUUAUCCUGUCAACCGACUUCUCUCCCACACGCAGAUGAACACUGGACUUCAAAAAUGGGAAACUACACAGAAGAUGAGAUCUGUCAAGUAUCCUACCCCAGCGGAAUUGGAUGCCUAUGCUAAGAAAGUCGCUAACAAUCCACUGACCAUCAAGAUCUUCCCAAACAGCGUCAAAGUACCUCAGAGGAAGCACAUUCGCCGCACAGUUAACGGGCUUGACACCUCCACCAGUAGCCAGCGUCACAGCCCUUACCAGUCUCAGGUCGGCGCCAAAGCGGGCCUCCUGGCCGUUCUCCGAGUGCCCGCCAAAAGCAUUGUCAAAGAAGUGGACGGUACCCGUGCCCGUCUGCUCUCCAAAUCCACCAUGAACCCUCACAGUGGGCAGUAUGUCACUCAGAGCACUUUAAACCUCCCACAGCCUGUCCCCCACUUGCAGGGUCUGUCUCAACCUCAGGUCAUGGCUGCUCAGAAACCGGGACUCCCUCACCCACAGGCUUUCCAGCAGCAACAGAGGAUGGCUCGCCCAAUUACUUUACAACAGCCGCAAACUAUGUCCCACCAUCCAACUCUACAGCAGAGGAACAUGGCGCACCCACAAGUUUUACAGCGGCAACAGAGCUUGUCCCAGCUGCAAACCUUACAGCAACAGCAAGGCCUGGCCCAUCCACAAACCUUACAGCAACAACAAAGCCUGGCCCAUCCACAAACCUUACAGCAACAGCAAUGCCUGGCCCAUCCACAAAGCAUACAACGGCAACAGAGCUUGCCCCACACCCAGACUCUACAGAAACAGCAAAGUCAGCCUCGGCCACAGACCCUGCAGCAGCAUCAUAUCACUCAUCCACAGACCUUGCAACAACAUCAGACACUUCCUGAUCAGCUAGCUCUGCUGCAGCAACAAGGAGUGGCCCCGAGCAUGAGGCAUAUGUCUGACGCAGCCCAGCAGCCUAGCCUGCCAAACUCCCAGGUCCUUCCGCCGUCACAGUCCCUCCCUCAGGCUGCCAGCGCAGGACCUGCCCCUAACGCCCUGCCUCAGCAGCAGCCUCUGCCUGGCCCCUACGGACCCAGGAAGCUGCCAGACGCUGACGCCCCACCAAACGUUACCGUAUCUACCUCCACCAUACCACUGUCCAUGGCAGCCAGUCUGCACCAGAACAGGCCAAGUGACUUGAGCAGCAUUGUGCUCCAGAUUAAUCAGUUUUGUCAGGCACGGGCCAGUGUGGGCGGCACUUCGGUGUGCGAGGGCCAGAUCGCAAACCCAAGCCCUAUCAGCCGUAACCUGCUCAUCAGCGCCAGCUCCAGGGUGUCCACGCACAAUCCCGCACUGGGCCCCUUACCUUCCUGCCUGUUGGGUGGUCUCCCAGACACCGCCCCUCCUCAUGCCCCUGCCACUGUUGUCCUACCACAGCCUAACAUGGCCGCUAUGAACAGGAUGCCUGCUUUCCACUCAGACAUUGAACAUAAACAACUACAGCAGCAGUUACAACAGCAACUGCAGCAGCAGCAGUUACAACAACAACAACAACAGCAGCAGCAGUUACAACAACAACAGCAGCAGUUGCAACAACAGCAGCACCAGCGCUCCUGGAACCAACACCAACUGGCUCACAUGCAGCGUGCUCCAGAGGGGGCUCACCCUUGCAAGAACCCUAGGAUAGAGGCUCCCACAGGACCUGGUUUCCCAACCAAGAACCUCAGCUACCCUCACAAGCUGUGUGCGUCUCAGUCGUUCCCUCUAAGACACAGUACAGACAAACCAACAUCCUCGCCCCCUGUCAAGCUCCCUGACAUGCCCUUCACCAACGGGCACUACAUGCAGCCCCCCUGGAGUGGGGUCCUGCCGGGCCCGAACAACAAUGGUUCAGGUCCUCAAGACCUCCCCCAUGGUUUCCAGGGAGCGCAAGCAGCACCUGCCUUGGACUGCACACCUGGGCCACAAUUCAGGGGUGCCCCCCCUGCCCAGAUCAAGCUGAUGCAAAAUGUGGAGUACCUUGGCGGGGAGUUCCAGGCCCCCUGCUUCCGUGAGCAGAACCUGGGUGUGACAGGCAAGAUGCAUAGGCCUCCGAUGGGUAGGGCCGCUGAGCCUAGCAACGGUAGAAACGUCCAUGCUCAUCACACAGGCUAUAGAUAAAGCAUGAAGUCAUAACUCUUCUACUGUUUUAGCUGCCUUCCUCCCAAAGCUCCAUUUAGGUAUACCUAUGUUUGCUCUCCAUCUUGCAACAAAUCAACUGAUCAUUCUGCCCACCUCUUGAUUGACAGGUGCCAGUUUUUGUUUGAUAAAAUAGUCCUCAGGUCUUAAGGCAUGUGGUAUUAGAUUAUGGGUUUAGAUUGUUAUUCCAAUUAUGAGAUUCCCACUAUUACAAGGAGGGUACACAUCCUUUGUAUAUCCUGGGGGUUAUGGCAAAUUCCCGAAUCCAGAUCAAACCUUGUAAUCCCUUACAAUGGUCCGUAGAAAUAUUCCAUGGGUGACAGAACUACCUUUUACAAUAUUUGUGGCCUUCAACUUCCCACUGACAGGAUCUUGGGAUAUUUUCCUUUCCCUAUGUUUACAUUCAUAAUUAUCUAUAAGAUUUUCAUAGUAGACAUAAACACGUUGGAGAGUAUAUAAUGUUAUGCACCUGUUGGAGCUACCUUGUCAAUGGGGCAUUUUUGAACGUCAAUCAUGCUAAUUUCCCAGAUGCUCUCUUGAUUUAAAGAGCAACUGAUAAACAAUUUCCUCAACCUCAUAAUUUAGAUUAAUGUGCUAGAGCCAUAGUGUCUUGUGUGUUGAUAAACCUUAAGUCAAUAUCGCUUUGGAAAUGGUAAGCUUAUGUAUGUUUUUGCAAGACUGUUUUAAUUCUUCAGUUCAAAAAUGUUACUUGAAUUUCUGGUAUAGUGAACGUGUCGACUGGAUGGAAAUGUUAUGAUCAACAUUAGCUAAAGGAAAACACUACUUACUAAAAUGUUGGCAUUCAAUGUCUCAGAAUCAUGUGAAAUAGAUGAGGUGCGUAGCCUUUCUUACCACUUUGGAUGUGUGUGUGUGCGUGUGUGUGUGAAGACCAGGUGUAUUACUUGCAAGCAUGCAAGUACAACAGUUAAUGCAGGAGCAAAAAGGUUUUCUAUUUGAGAAAAGUCCACAAAUCCCAGAGUAGGUCACCUGCCUGUGUGUUGUAUUAAGGCAUUUCUCCAGAAGCACUAGUCCUGUCUGUCUACCUUCUACCUAUAAAAAAGGGAAGUGUAGUCAGUCCCUUCAUGCAGGUAACUACGCCAUGCUUGGUGGAUUUCCUGUCUCCCUAAGUCUACCUUGACUGGAACCUCGUUGUUCGUCCCAUUUGCUUUCUCUUCCUUUAGCUCUUGAAAAUAGCCUUACAUUUUACUUGCCCUCUGUAUACCUGAUAUGUUGAUUUACUCUACGCUGAACUUGAAAUCAAGUGUGGUGCAGAGCUUGAUAUGGAAAGUAGUCAUAAUAUUAGUGAUUGUUAAUGCAAAUGUCUUUAUUUUAAGUCACUGUUGAUUUGCAACUUAAAACUAGCGUUUUUAAAGGGUUAAAUAUGAAUAGUAUUUAGCAGAGUUUUAUAGAUGUGUAGCACUGAGCUGUAAUACUGGUCCCCAGACUACCUUUCUUCAGCUGUUUUACUUGACAUAUAGCCAGAUUUUAGUUCCUUAAUUUAUUUUCUGGACCACUGCAUCCUGAAGCCAUAUGUUUUAUUUCCUCAUAGGUGCCAUACAUAAAGCAUAUCAGACACAAGGACAAUGCAAUCUGAGGUCUCAAAACUGGCUGCACUCAGCAAGAAAUGCAAAUUGAAUGGCUUGCAACUCUAACCUUAUGGGUUGGGCUGUCUUCCUUGAUGGCCAUAGAUGUUGUGACUUUCUUGUUGUCUUUGAUGUGCCUGGCCCCUUGAAGCUGCUAUUGAAUUCCAGUCUAAACACACUAGUGUGAUUUGUGUGUGUUUAGUAAUGAUGUGUGAGUUGUACUAGUGGAAUAAAAGUUCCUGUUGAUGA
This is a messenger RNA of Hypomesus transpacificus, 4185 nucleotides long. It is a transcript of the gene fam222bb, whose product is annotated as family with sequence similarity 222 member Bb. The record is from RefSeq and is a predicted model, not a curated record. Lineage: Eukaryota; Metazoa; Chordata; Actinopteri; Osmeriformes; Osmeridae. The transcript is spliced from 4 exons. Bases 179 to 2335 code for a protein of 718 amino acids.